Molecule: messenger RNA, 1230 nt
Organism: Fulvia fulva
Lineage: Eukaryota; Fungi; Ascomycota; Dothideomycetes; Mycosphaerellales; Mycosphaerellaceae
Product: Metal-dependent hydrolase lscR
Exons: 1
Coding region: 1-1230 (409 amino acids)
Biological process (GO): N-acylethanolamine metabolic process; N-acylphosphatidylethanolamine metabolic process
Cellular component (GO): cytoplasm; membrane-bounded organelle
Molecular function (GO): N-acylphosphatidylethanolamine-specific phospholipase D activity; zinc ion binding
Source: RefSeq, a predicted model, not a curated record
AUGUCCUGUCUGCGAUUAUGUCGCAUCAGAAAUAUAUCCUCCUCACUGACCAGGAAGUUAUCACACGCCCACAAGAUGUCAACAACCACCACCGCCUCUAGCAAAACAUCGACAGUCCACAUCACUCAGCCAGCAUACACUCUCCCAUCCCCUCCAGAAGCAAAGGACCUCAAACACCACCUCAAGAGGAACCAAGUUUUCGAGAAUCCAUGGCCAUCUUUCGUCGACCCAGGCGGCUUCACAGUCGGUGUCAAGAUGACCCGUCGCAAGAUCCAGGGCAAGGAUGUUUCCAAUUCAUCCUCCUCCACUCUCGCAGUCAGGAAGCCUCACUUCCACCCCUCCCGCAAACAGGACGAUGCCUUACGAGCGACAUGGCUAGGCCAUGCGUGCUAUCUUCUUGAGUUCCCGUCUGGAUUUAGGGUGUUGUUUGAUCCCGUCUUUGAAGAGCGCUGUAGUCCAAUCUCCUUCCUAGGACCGAAGAGAUCCACCCCCGCGCCUUGUCAAGUGGCGGAUCUCCCGAUUGUGGAUGCAGUGGUUAUAAGUCAUAACCAUUACGACCACAUGUCCUACCCGACCCUGACCGCCAUCGCAGCCAAAUACCCAAAUGUCCGCUUCUUCUGUGGAUUGGGGACGGCGCGGUGGUUCAAGGAGAAUGGGAUGCCGAUUGUGGUGGAGAUGGAUUGGUGGGAGAGUAGUACUAUCACCUUGGAGGGGGAGGAAGGGGCUGUUGAGGCGACGAUAAGUUGUCUGCCAAGUCAGCACGGCAGCGCUCGGACCGGGAUCGACAGGAGUCGCAUGCUCUGGUCCUCCUGGGCCAUCCAGUCCGGCGGCAAAUCCGCCUACUUCGCAGGCGACACAGGCUACCGCUCCGUCCCCGAACUGCCCGACAACGAAGACGACUACAGCCCAAAGUACUCCUCCCUCCCCGUCUGCCCGGCCUUCAAACAAAUCGGCGAAUUGCGAGGACCGUUCGAUCUAGGAUUACUGCCGAUUGGAGCGUAUCAGCCGAGAUUCAUUAUGAGUCCGUUGCAUAGCAAUCCGUAUGAUGCGGUGAAUUUGUUGGUGGAUACGCAGUGCAAGAAGGCGUUGGCGAUGCAUUGGGGCACGUGGGUGCUGACUGAGGAAGAUGUGAUGGAGCCGGUGAGGAAGUUGGGGGAGGCGGUGAGGUGGAGGGGGAUUGAGGAGGGAGUGUUUGAGGUUUGUGAGGUUGGGGAGUCGAGGGAGUUCUGA